AAUUAAAUUACAGAAAAAAAACUUUUUGAUAGCACAGAGUUAGAUAUAGUGCUAGUGUAUAUAUUGUAUACAUAUGUAUGUGUUUAUACGUAUAUAUAUAUCCCAGUAUAUACUCUCCUGUUAUAAUACCUCGUCAGCUAGCACAUACAGGAUUCAAUACCUAUUGCGAGCAAAUCCUUGUUGGGUAGGUGUAUUACUUUUCCUCUUCAAUACGUCCCUGGCUUGACUACAUAGUUGGCGUUAUCAAAAUGGGAAUGAUAUCAUGAUGUAAAUUUCAUUCGCUCAUGUGAGUAUCUAGGUAUCUAGGCAUCUUAGUCCCCGAUUCUUUGUACAUGCAGCCCAAUUCUUGCUCCAUUCGGAAAAUAAGAGACGAUAUGACAACUUCCGGAGAAAAGGGGGAUUCUUCGUCCUUAAUGGCUCCUAUCAACCAAUCUCAGAGCCUCAAAUCGGACAAUUUGCCUCCUGAGUUGAUGGAUAUUAUUAAACCUGCUCUGCAAUUCGGUGGCCUUUCCGGUAUGUUCUAGCCCCGUCUGUAUCACUUCCUGUUUGUGCAAACAUUUGAUGAUCUCCAACUUAUUUUCAUCCCUCAUCCCUUGUAAAUUUUCAUACAAUUCCUCCAUGGUAAUCGCCUCUAUACAUAUUAGCCAGGAUAUCCAUUCCUAGCCCCUAGCUGACGCUUCCUCAGCACUUUCCGGCACCAUCGUCGGUGGAUUCUCUGGCAUUCUCGUAUCUCGAACUCCGGUGCUCUUCGCCGUCGCUAGCUCUAUUCAGUGGGGCAUUAUUGGCACCACCUUCUGGGGAACUCGCACCGCGCUUCUUUCCCAUUACAGGACCGCUCGCAUAUAUCCGACACCACAGGAGAAAGCCCUUUCUACUACCCUUGCUGCUUCUCUUGCUGGUGCUACAGGGGGUAUAUUGCGUGGACCGAAGAAUGUUCUGCCUGGGUUCGUCGUGUUUGCAUCUGCUGGAUAUGUGGGACAGAGAAUCUAUGAUGCGUUGGACGAGAAGAAGAUGGAGGAAAUGAGGUUUGAGGAAAGCGGAAAGAAGGGGAACGGCGAAACUUGGAUUAACUCAAGGUGGGUGCCUUGGAAAAAACUAACUGAUGAUGAGUAUGAGGGGAUGUUGAAGGAAAGAUUGUUGAAGGUCGAUGCCGAGAUUGCGAUUCUGGAUGAUAAACUUCAGGUUUUACGAGAACAGCAAAUUAAUGAAGCAGGAAGGCCCGAAGUAACAGGUAGAAAGGAUCUCUAAUAUCCUGGGGGCAUUCUGACUUUCUAUAUACAUCCGAGAAUAGAAAUGUUUAACUAUAAAACGUUUUAGG
Messenger RNA from Sclerotinia trifoliorum, 1318 nucleotides. The record is from the annotation of a GenBank genome assembly. NCBI's taxonomy places the organism in Eukaryota, Fungi, Ascomycota, Leotiomycetes, Helotiales, Sclerotiniaceae.